Medicago truncatula (barrel medic) is the source of this 1761-nucleotide messenger RNA. RefSeq names its product UDP-glycosyltransferase 84B2. Lineage: Eukaryota; Viridiplantae; Streptophyta; Magnoliopsida; Fabales; Fabaceae. The transcript has a single exon. Bases 123 to 1568 code for a protein of 481 amino acids. The record is from RefSeq and is a predicted model, not a curated record. Gene Ontology annotation, molecular function: quercetin 3-O-glucosyltransferase activity; quercetin 7-O-glucosyltransferase activity.
CCCUCCUAUCCUAGUUUAUACCACUUUAUAAAAGAAAAACUAAACCACACAAAAUCAAACAUUAAUCUGAUCCAAAUUCACUUCCUUCACUUUUCAUAAUUCAAACAAUUCUUCAACCAACCAUGUCUUCAGAAGACACAGAAAUCAAACCAGAAAUUCAUGUCCUAUUGGUUGCGUUUUCAGCUCAAGGUCACAUAAACCCUUUACUUAGACUAGGCAAAUCCCUAUUAACCAAAGGCCUUAAUGUCACACUUGCCACCACUGAAUUAGUUUACCACCGUGUCUUCAAAUCAACCACCACCGACACAGACACCGUCCCAACCUCUUACUCCACCAAUGGAAUCAACGUCCUGUUUUUCUCCGACGGCUUCGACAUAUCUCAAGGCCAUAAAAGCCCUGAUGAAUACAUGGAACUCAUAGCCAAAUUCGGUCCCAUUAGCCUCACAAAUCUCAUCAAUAACAAUUUCAUCAACAACCCUUCCAAAAAAUUAGCUUGCAUUAUCAAUAACCCUUUUGUUCCUUGGGUAGCAAACGUGGCUUAUGAAUUGAAUAUCCCAUGUGCUUGUCUUUGGAUUCAACCUUGUACCCUUUACUCCAUAUACUAUCGUUUCUACAACGAACUCAACCAGUUUCCAACCCUAGAAAACCCCGAAAUCGACGUGGAAUUACCCGGUCUUCCAUUGCUGAAACCACAAGACCUUCCAUCUUUUAUUCUUCCAUCAAAUCCUAUAAAAACCAUGUCCGAUGUUUUAGCUGAAAUGUUCCAAGACAUGAAGAAACUGAAAUGGGUAUUAGCAAAUUCUUUCUACGAAUUGGAAAAAGAUGUCAUUGAUUCAAUGGCUGAGAUUUUCCCAAUUACACCUGUAGGCCCAUUAGUUCCACCUUCAUUACUAGGUCAAGAUCAAAAACAAGACGUUGGAAUUGAAAUGUGGACUCCCCAAGAUUCUUGCAUGGAAUGGCUUAACCAAAAGCUACCAUCUUCAGUUAUAUAUAUUUCAUUCGGAAGUCUCAUUUUUUUAUCAGAAAAACAAAUGCAAAGCAUAGCAAGUGCAUUGAAAAACAGUAACAAAUAUUUUCUCUGGGUGAUGAAGAGUAAUGAUAUUGGGGCUGAAAAAGUUCAGCUGUCUGAAAAAUUCUUAGAAGAAACAAAAGAGAAAGGAUUGGUUGUUACAUGGUGUCCACAAACUAAGGUUUUGGUUCAUCCUGCAAUAGCGUGUUUCUUAACACACUGUGGAUGGAAUUCUACAUUGGAAGCUAUAACUGCAGGAGUACCUAUGAUUGGUUAUCCACAAUGGACUGAUCAACCAACAAAUGCAACACUUGUUUCUGAUGUUUUUCGUAUGGGGAUCCGGUUGAAACAGGACAAUGAUGGGUUUGUUGAAAGUGAUGAAGUUGAAAGAGCCAUUGAAGAAAUUGUUGGAGGAGAAAGGUCUGAAGUGUUUAAGAAAAAUGCGUUGGAGCUGAAACAUGCGGCGAGGGAGGCGGUGGCUGAUGGUGGCUCUUCUGACAGGAAUAUACAAAGAUUCGUUGAUGAAAUUCUUGUCACUGCAAUUGAUAGUAAUAAUUGAUGUGGUCAUCAUUCAACAAGAUUGUUAUCAUCACAUAAAUAAUCGUGACCACUUUUGUCGUAUUUUGUCUUUAUUGAAUUCUUUAUUUUGUGUUAUAUAUGGUGUACUAUUAAGACAAUUAUUGAGAAAUGUCUUGUCUUGUUCUGGUGUACUCAAACUUAUGGAGUAUAUUGAAAAGAAUUUUUUUUUGAAA